AUGUUGGAUGUUGAAGUGACACUGGAUAUCAUGAGGAGAGUCAAGGUACUUGUCCUUGCUAUCAAUUUGUUGUACUUGCAUAAAGCUGCUUAUACUGAUGGCAAUAUCAGGAUCAGUGUUUUUACUAUGGGUUACACCUUUAUCCUUUACUCAGUGGAUCAUGAGACUUUCAUGCAUUUAUCAGCGGUGUCGAAAUGGGCUACUCCGGCUUUUCAUGCAGAAUCAAAAGUCUUGGUAAAAGCAUCUACCUGGUUAAAGAUUAUGGAUUUUGUUCUCGCAGUUGUAUGUCACAAAGAAGAUUCUUUAACUUUUCGUAUUGGUCUCCAAGAUUCUUUUGUUAAUUUGAAGACUAGAAUUAUAGCUUUUGAUGACCAGCCACGGAGUUCUGGAAUUAUACCUUUUGGGAAGCCACAAAUUGAUUAUGAUGUUCCAGAUAAAAUUAAGGAACCGUUGAAGUCUGCUCACUGGUUACAUCUUUUUGAGGGAGUUGAAAAGUUAUUCCCGGGAGGUGUUCGACAAAUUCGUUGUGAUUUACUAAAGUAUCACGCAGCAUCAUGUUAUGAAUUCAAGAUCUACAUGAAUGAGAAGUUGAGGAUUGGUGCAUGUUGUGCUAAUAAGAAAGAGGAGAAAUGUAACUGGCAUUUAUAUGUUGUGUAUGUUGAUUGUAUUGUAGGAAGUCCUUUUAUUAUCAAGGAACUAAAUAAUCACCAUACUUGUGUUGGUGGAUAUGUGAACAGACCAUAUAUAUUGAAGAAACUAGUUAGUAGCUUGAUUAUUGAUGAAAUUAAAUGGGAUCCUAAUAAGAAAACUAGGCUUAUUAUGGAACAAUUUACGAGAGAAUACGGCUUUGACAUUAGUCGUUAUCAUGCAUACUCAGGGAAGAAGAAUGCACCGAAUACUACAUGGGGAGAGAAUGAGAAAUCUUUUAUGUUCUUGAACUGGUAUAAAAACAAGUUGAUUGAAACCAAUCCUGGAUCUCGCUUGGUUUUGGAAGUUGAAGAAGGGACUCAAAAUUUUCAGAGGAUGUUUAUCUGUUUUGAAGCUUAUAGUCGCGGAUUCAAUUUCUGUCGUCCUGUAUUAUUCGUGUAUGAGACCCACUUGAAAAGCAAGUACCUUGGCCAUAUGAUGGCAGCAACAGGUCUAACCGGAAAUGAUGAAAUCUACCCUCUUCCUUAUGCUUUGGUUUCAUCGGAGAAUGAAGCAAACUGGAAAUGGUUUUUGGAAAAUUUUAAGGAAUUGCUUUCUCCUUUGCGACCAAAUCUUACUUUUGUGAGUGAUCGAGGUAUUGGAUUGGUAACUCAAAUUCAUGUUGUAUUUCCUGAGUGUUUUCAUGGUUGGUGCUACUGGCAUAUGGAAUGCAAUAUCAACUCAUGCUUACCAAAGAAUUGCAAGGUUUAUAACAAAUAUGUAUUGGGAAUGUUUAAGAAAUGUGCGUACGCUGCUACUCAUAAAGAGUUUACAGAGAAUUGGGAUAAGUUGAGGAAGGUUGAAAAUCAGAAGUUACAAGACUAUCUAAGUAGAUCUCAUGUUGAUAAAUGGGUCGUUGAAGAGAGAGAGAAGCCUAUGGCCAUCAUGGUUGAUGAGAUCGGGGUAAAGCUUAUGGACCAAAUGUGUAAACGUCGCGAGGACUCUGCAAACUUAUUGAAUUGGCGUCAAACUCUAUGUCCAGAAUAUGAAACUCUGCUCCACGACAACAAGAUGCAUGGUUGUAACUACCAAGUCACCAAGUCGUCGGAAUAUGUGUUUAAAGUUCAUGCUUCAAUAAGACAAACGGUCGAUUUGAAAAGAAGAACAUGUUCUUGCAACCGUUGGCGUAUUGACGGUUUCCCGUGUGCCCAUGUUGUCCGUUGCAUCAUCUUGAAUGGAGAAGAUCCUUACAAGUAUGUUGAACACUACUUUACAGUAAAGUUCUACCGAGAAUCAUAUAAACAUGCAAUCAAUCAUGUUCCCGCAGUCGAAAAGCCCAUGACAGUGUCUCCGAAAUCGAUGGUUUUUGGUCCGAAUAAUGGACCACAGCCAGGACGUCCAUCGAAGAAAAAGUGGAUUCCUAAUACAGGUUCAGUUCCCAACAAAAAGAUGAGAACCUGUGGUUCCUGCAAGGUUUUGACCACCCAUAAUAAACGGACAUGCCCUUCUCGUUAG
Messenger RNA from Papaver somniferum (opium poppy), 2142 nucleotides. RefSeq lists its product as uncharacterized. Gene Ontology annotation, molecular function: zinc ion binding. NCBI's taxonomy places the organism in Eukaryota, Viridiplantae, Streptophyta, Magnoliopsida, Ranunculales, Papaveraceae. The record is from RefSeq and is a predicted model, not a curated record. The transcript is spliced from 6 exons. The coding region runs from base 1 to 2142 and encodes 713 amino acids.